AUGGAAAUUGAUUUAUUAAAAAUAUUAGCAGUAAAAGAAAGUACUAAAUAUCACAUUGAACAAAUUAAAAAUGAAUUUAAUAAAUAUGAAGAAAUUGUUAAAGAAGAAAGAAAAAAGAAUUUUGAUAUUUAUUAUAAUGAUAUUAAAUCAUUAAACGAUAAUGACUUAGAAAAAAGACUUCAAAAAAUUUACGAAGAAAAAAGGAGGUGUGUUGAAUUAGCUAAUUUAUCUCAAAAAAUUAUUCAAAAUUAUAAAGAAAUUAUUAAUAUUCAACAAGAGUCAAUAGAAAAAAUUAAAGUACUUAAUUUAAAUGAACGUUCUAUUAUUCAAAAAAUAGAAGAGAAUGUAAAAAAAUACCAUACAGAUUUAAUAACUUUAAACCAAAAACCUGAAAACUUUACUAAAACACUUCAAUCAGUUGACCUUGAACAAAUAGAUGGAAAUGAAUUAAAAAUUCAAUCAAAUAAAAAAGAUAAUAUUGUUGAUAAAUAUAAAAAGGAUAAUGUUUGUUAUGAACAAAUAGAUGAAUGGGAUGAUGUUGAUGAUCAUUAUUCUAAUAUCCAACCUAAACAUCAAGUAACCAUUGAUAUGGAAGAUUCUGAUAAUGGUAUUUCACUAAGAGUAAAUAAUGACUCUUCACUGGAAUGGGAAGAUAAAUUUACUAAUGUUACAAAUGAAAUUUAUGAAAAACAAAUGCACUCAUACAAAAAUACAUCAAGAAUAGAAGAAAAUGAAAAAAAACCUUUCCUUUCAUUAGAUAAAAGAAUUGAUGAAUUAAAACAAAAACAGCAUAAAAAAGAAAUUAAACAAAAUGAGAUGGUUUUAAUAGAGAAAAUGAGUAGUAAAAUAUUACAAAAAAUAGGAUUUAAAGAAAUGACAGUAAUUUUCGAUACUUUGUAUGAUGGUUGGGGAAGAAAAUCCUUUAAUAAACAUGUCAUGGGAAAGAAAGGUGUUAUGGGAAUUAUUUUUAAUGGGUCAAAAAAAGCAUUUGGAUUCGUCUUUCAUUCAUUAACAAUAGAAGGAAAAUGGCUUGAUGAUGAGAAAAUGAAAAUUUUUACUAUCAAUUUAAAUAAACCAAUUGAUCUUCAAUUUUCUAUUCAUGAAAUAUUUUCUCGUAACUAUGAUGGAAAAAAAGUUAUUUAUUUUGCCUCCGAAGAAGAAAACGAUGAAAAUUUAUUCUUUCAGAUCAUCGAUAUACUAUUUGUACGUAAAGGAGAAAAUGGACUUGGCCAACUCCAAAUCCAACAAAAUAUUUCAAAGUAUUUUUAUGGAUUAGAUCCAAAGGAUCUAUUAGAUAAAAUGUGUUCAUCACUUAUUGGAACAUUUACUCGUAUUAUAUUUUUUGAAUUAGACAAACCAAUUAAUUAA
This is a messenger RNA of Entamoeba dispar SAW760, 1368 nucleotides long. RefSeq lists its product as uncharacterized. Lineage: Eukaryota; Evosea; Mastigamoebida; Endamoebidae. The record is from RefSeq and is a predicted model, not a curated record. The transcript has a single exon. Bases 1 to 1368 code for a protein of 455 amino acids.